CCGGUGAUUGACAGUUGGUAGACAACUGCGGCGCACGCAGGGUCGGUCCUGGAUCGGUCCGGACGCUCGCUGCCUCGCCCUGCUCGCUUGCCCGCUCGGCCCGCUCGCUCGAUUCGCACCACGGGGCAGCGCGCCGGUCCACCCCCAGGGGCCCUGCCGCCCCUCACAGUGCGUUUGCUGUGUCGGAAAAAGUUUCGCGAGUCGCCGGCAGACGCCCGGGCGUUUGCGGCACUGUGAGUGCGCCGCUGGCAUUCCGCGUGUGUGUGUUUAUUUUGUUACAACAAUCACUUCCAAAUUGUCGUCUGUCCUCUUGUGCCACUUGGGAUUUAACGUCGCGUCCGGAAGAGGAACACACCGCUCCUCGACCAAAUAUCUGUGUGCUGUGACUAGUGCUAGUUUAUGUUGUGAUGGUGACAGUGCAGUGAUUUGAAGAAGAUUUGAGUGUUGUCACCGGCAAAAUAUUUAUAAUCGUUCCUACUACAUGUGCAAUCAAGUUUAUAGUGAAACGUCAAGGCUGUGCUUCAGUGUUUAGUUCAAGAAAGAGUGUGCAGUGGGUGCCAAGCACCAUGUCAAGCCUAUUCAGUGAGGUGUCAGUGGAGUGGUAGUGCCUGGCUACAAGCCGCACCGCCACCGCCAACACCCUCCUCAUCGCGGCAGUGCUCCUCAUCCGAGGGCACAGGAUUUCGACCCCAGGCGGCCUUCGGGCUUAGUCUUUGAAAAUCUCUUGCGGCGCGGUGUCCCAGCACGCGGAGUUUUCCGCGGCUGGAUCAAAAAAUCACAUGGCACAGCCAAGGUACGAUGAGGGCCUGCACGGAUACAUGGACGCGGGCGGGUCCCUGUACGAGGCCCACAGCCACCGGUCGCUGCAGGGCAUGCCCCACGCGCACCACUCGCCACACGUGGCGAACCAUGCGCCCGCCAUGCACCCCUACAACCACGUGUCGGCGCCGCAGGUCCCCAACCACGUCAUGGCGGGGGGCGUGCCCGACGUCCACAAGCGGGACAAGGAUUCCAUCUACGGGCACCCUCUCUUCCCCCUCCUGGCACUUAUCUUCGAGAAAUGUGAACUGGCAACCUGUACACCAAGAGAGCCGGGUGUCACGGGGGGAGACGUGUGUUCAUCAGAGUCAUUCAAUGAAGAUAUUGCAAUUUUCUCAAAACAGAUUCGGCAAGAGAAGCCUUAUUACAUCGCCGAUCCCGAAGUCGAUUCACUCAUGGUCCAAGCAAUACAAGUCCUACGGUUUCACCUAUUAGAACUCGAAAAGGUCCACGAGCUUUGCGACAAUUUCUGCCACCGGUACAUCAGCUGUUUGAAGGGCAAGAUGCCCAUCGACCUUGUGAUCGACGAGCGGGACUCGUCUAAACCCCUGUCCGAGAUGGGCGGGCCCACCAACGGCACGGACACCGCGCGCUCCAACGCGGACUCCACCUCCCACACGGACGGCGCGAGCACGCCGGACGUGAGACCGCCCUCCUCAUCGCUAUCGUACACAGGCCACCCAAACGAUGAUGUCCGGUCUCCAGGGUCAGUAGGGGGAACACCGGGCCCCCUGAGCCAACCUCCGGGCUCACAACAGAGCCUCGACCACGGCGACCCUGGUAAAUGGUGCCCGCGGCGGGAGUGGUCCUCGCCCGUGGACGCCCGGGCGGCGGCCAGUGAGGCGGCGCGGCGGGGGGUCCUCUACUCAUCCGUAUUCCUCGGCUCACCGGGCGGCGAGUACAACUCAUGUGAUGCGAGCAACGCGAGUAUCGGCAGCGGGGAAGGCACCGGCGAGGAGGACGAGGACAGUGGGGGCAAGAAGAGCCAAAAGAAGAGAGGAAUUUUCCCUAAAGUAGCCACAAAUAUUCUACGGGCGUGGCUAUUUCAACACCUAACGCAUCCGUACCCUUCAGAAGACCAGAAGAAACAGCUGGCGCAGGACACCGGGCUAACUAUUCUACAAGUCAAUAAUUGGUUUAUCAACGCGAGGCGGCGGAUCGUUCAACCUAUGAUCGACCAGUCAAAUCGAGCCGUCUUUUCUCCGCACGCAGGUCCUAGCGGCGCGUACAGUCCGGACGGCUCCAUGGGCUACAUGAUGGACGGCCACGCGGGCAUGAUGCACCGGCCGCCGGGUGACCCCGCCUUUCACUCGGAGUACCAGUACCCGCCACAAUACUACGGUCACCACCUGUAGUUAGAGGCGCCCCAGAGAGUCGAUCGGCGGCCGUGACGUCACAAAAUGGCGGCCCUGACUGAGCCGCGCGAGGAGCGGCGGGGCGGGGCGCGGGGCCUCGGCGGGGCCACACCCGCGGGGCGCGGGGCGGCGGGCGAGCGGCGAGCGAAUCCAAGAUGGCGCCGCGCCGCUCGCUCUCCCGACGCCACGCUGCGCCACGCCGCGCAACGCCACGCUACUCGUCGCUACGCCCGUGGCGGAGCAUCCCUCGUUCCAGCACACUGAGGAGGCCGUACAGUGUCGCGGCACACUGUGUUAGUGUGCGUUUAUUUUUCGCGUGUUUCCUUGAAAAAGGGAUACAGUUAACGAACGAAAUGGCGGCUGCUCCUCCCGGCUAUGGUCGUCAGUCGAACUCUUUUUGCGUCAGCAGGCAACAAGCUUUUUAAGCUGCUCCACCAAGUCAAUGUGAUGAAGGAUCUCGGAUGUGGGGUUCCCCAUGGGCUGCUAUACCCCUGCAAACUUUUCUUUUGACUCAGUGUAAUAUCUUUGUUUUGUUUUGUAAUUUGUAAAGAUUAAUUAAAUGAAGUUAUAUAAUUUUAUGUUUUGGUUGGUGUCUCAGUAACAAAUUCCUGUAAAACAGUCGCCGAAUGAAACUGAAUUUUACGGCGAAUCCUCAGUUACGAGUGGAUUUAGCAAACUGUGAACGCGGAAAUGUUCGUUGUAGUAUAAUUUUUAAGCUGCAUAAAUGAAUUUUGAUGUUCCUUUGUGAAAACAAUAACUGAACCGCGAAGAAGGUGGAGAUUGUAGAAGAUGUUGAAAAAGCAAAUUGACUUAUUAUUGUUUUUUGUUUCCCCAAGUGAUAAUUAUUAUGUAUGUAUAAAACAGAUUGCCCAGUGUAAGUAAAAGAUUGUUUUCACGCCAUUUCGAACUAUGUCCGAGGUGGUUUAGGGACGUAUAGACACCUUUCCCCGUAGUGAUGUUAUAGCCACCCUUUUCUACCUCACCUUUUCCGUGGUUUUCUCAAGAAACAUAUGUUACAAGGUUGUGCUGUUGUGGAAGGACAUUUGUAUUUGUUAUCUCUAUUGUGAUGACUUUUCUUAAACGUCUUACUUUCUUUCGUCCUAUACACCAAAUCCACAGACUCCGCGCGAGACCCCCUUCCCCAUUUUCUCCUCGAAAUACAAGAUAUACGUAAGUUAUUACAUUUCAUAUAUAGAUAUCAUUUCACAUUGUGUAUACCUUUUUUGAAAAUAAUUAAAAUCAUAGGUUGUAUUAAUAUUAUAAAAAAGAAAAUACAGCAGUAUACUAAUAAACAUAAGAACAUUGCAUUGUCUCAGGUGUCUUUAGUACGUCUACAAUUAUUAUUUUAAAGAAUUGUGAAAGUCUGUCCACUUUUUGUGGCCGAAUUCUUGUGAUUUGGUGCUCACUGGAGGGUACGGGUGGCCGAGGGUUAACCUGCCUGGAGAAUGCCCCUUCUCAUCCCGUGACUAUGUUCACUCGUCAUGGGAUACGGAAGGCUGUUACGGCAUUCUCCUUGGCAGUCAACACCUAAAUAUGUAGCGCUGCCACCGGCGUAUAGGUAAGCACGCCCUACAUUUAAUUGUUACUAAACGCUGCCAAUAAUUUUUCCAAAAAUUGUGAAGUUUUAGGUGGACAUUCAGUUGGUUAUAUGGCACUCAGACAAUUACGAUUUUGAAGAUUAUUUGAACGGUAUGAUAGUGAAUUUUUAUUUUGUUAUUUAUGUGUACAAGCAAAACUAGUUCACUAGGUUUCUGAAUACAUUGUUGUCGAUGUUUUCUUGAUUAAAUUGUAGUCAAAUCGUAUGUUGUUUGCAUUUUGCAUUGUUUUCGCCGUGAUGAAAGAUACAUUGUAUACCACAAAAUUCUGUUUUUUAAAGAUUUUUUAAAAUGCUUAUUGCAUGUAUAAUAUAAAUAUUGGGUUUAAUGAAACAUGUAUACGUGUAUUAAAUUUUGAACAAUGUGAAAAAGAUUAUCAUUUGUGCGAUGUGUAGCUGCGUGUGAAGUGGUGAACCAUUAUUUUUGAAACGAAGUAUACCUGGUGUGUGAGCGUUUCAUGUAUACCAUUAGUUUUAAGUACAUUCACUCGUGCCACCCACCGCCUUUCAAGUGAACCCGUGUUGUCUUCACCAUUAAACAUGUUUUUUCGCCUUUUCAUGUAUACGGUUUUCAAAUAAUUAGGUCAGUAAUUAAUUGAAAGAAAUUUUAAUAUAAAAUAAAGAUGACGUUCUGUUUUAGGAUGGAAAAAAUGUUGAUAUUUGCUGUACGUUUGUUAUGGAAUGCAUUUGUAACAGGACAUAUGUGAAUCAGUGGCAAAAUGUAAAAAAGCUAUUUGCCCUGUCUCAGUCUCUUCUGCAAGUCUGUCUCUUGUCUCUCUACCCUGUCUCUUGUUCUGGAUCGUGAGCAUUAAAUGCUUUACACAUUGUGUAACAA
Frankliniella occidentalis (western flower thrips) is the source of this 4603-nucleotide messenger RNA. It is a transcript of the gene hth, whose product is annotated as homeobox protein homothorax. Gene Ontology annotation, biological process: animal organ morphogenesis; embryonic pattern specification; eye development. Lineage: Eukaryota; Metazoa; Arthropoda; Insecta; Thysanoptera; Thripidae. Gene Ontology annotation, molecular function: DNA-binding transcription activator activity, RNA polymerase II-specific; RNA polymerase II cis-regulatory region sequence-specific DNA binding. The record is from RefSeq and is a predicted model, not a curated record.